AUGGGUCAGGCAGGGCAAACAGGUCAGCCCGCCACCCUUCCAGGAACAGUCUACAGUGCUGCACCUGGCACUGCCGCAUUUGCCACCAACUACGGCAGUGCUCCUGGAACAAUGUAUGGGCCUGGUACGAUCAUGGAGCCCAUUGCUGUGCCAGGCGGUGGCUUGGGCGCCCCUGCCACUGUCUACGGCGCACCUCCCACUGCCUAUGGUGCCCCACCAGGCGCCAUGUAUGCGGCCCCUGCGACUGCCUACGGUGCGCCAUCCACCUAUGCUGCCCCUGCGACAACCUAUGGUGCUGAAGCCACCUACGCUGCUCCUACUGGAACUUAUGCAGCUCCCACCUAUGCUGCGCCUGCAGCUGCAGAGGGCACUUAUGCAGCUCCCACCUAUGCUGCCCCGGCUGCCACCGAAGGGACCUACGCGGCUCCAACCUAUGCUGCCCCUGCUGCCACUGAGGGGACUUAUGCAGCUCCGACCUAUGCUGCCCCAGCUGAAGGGACCUACGCGGCUCCAACCUAUGCUGCCCCAGCUGCCACCGAGGGGACUUAUGCAGCUCCGACCUAUGCUGCUCCAGCCGCCACCGAGGGGAUGUAUGCAGCUCCGACCUACGCUGCGCCAGCAGGUACUUAUGCCGCCCCUAUGUACGCUGCUCCUGCUGGCACGGCACCGGCUGAGACUAUCGGAACGGAGGGUUCCACCACUGAAAUGCCAACGUACGCAGCUCCUGCUGAGCCUAUCCUGGCACAGGGUCCUGCCGGCACCUUCACCACCGAUCCACAGGGCAUGGGCACCACGAUGCAACCUCCACAGCCAAAGGUGCUUCCCACUGAGACCGUGAUGGGGCCUGUCACACAGGUAAAGGUACCUGCUGACGCCUUUGCGGACCAUGCCAAAGCUACCAUGACGCUGCACAAUGCGCAAAUGCAUGCGACUCGCGAGCAGGGCCAGCCUCAAUACAUCGCAGGUGUUGGCACCGAGGUGGAGGCACAGCCACAUGUCACCAUGCAGCGCCAAGAGCAAGUUGUGGCUGGUCAGGUGAAGCAGCAGAUCGUGGAGAUUCCGACCAUGCAAGAAGUGAUUGAAGAGCAAGAGGUUCCUGAGGUCCAGAUUGUGCAGAAGGUCGUGGAGGUUCCCCAAGUGGUGCAGCAGCCUGUGGAGCAAAUUGUGGAACAGGUUGUGCAGGUGCCUCAAGUCAUUGAGCAGAAGCGGGUGCAACAUCGCUCGAUUGAGCAGAUUGUUGAUGUUCCUAUUCCACAAGCAGUGGAGGAGAUUGUGCACAUUCCAGUGACCCAGACACAGGCUCGCCACCACCAUCAGCACGUUGAGCAGACCGUGGAGGUUCCUGUUCCAAUGAUGCAAGAGGAAGUUGUUCACGUGCCCAAGGUGGUUGUCCAGCAGCGUAUCCAGCAUCAGCAGGUGGAGCAGUUGGUCGAAGUGCCAGUGCCACAGAUUGAGGAGGAGAUCGUCCACGUUCCAGAAAUCAUUACGCAGCAGCGCGUGCAGCACGAGCAUGUCGAGCAAAUUGUGGAGGUGCCUGUGCCAAUGAUGGAGGAAGAGGUCGUUCACGUUCCAAAGAUCAUCACCCAGACUCGUGUCCAGCACCAGCAUGUUGAGCAGACCGUGGAAGUGCCAGUUCCCAUGAUGCAAGAGGAAGAGGUUCAGGUGCCCAAGAUCAUUACCCAGACUCGAGUGCAGCAUCAGCACGUUGAGCAGACAAUCGAGGUGCCUGUGCCUAUGACCCAAGAGGAAGUGGUUCACGUGCCCAAGAUCAUGACUCAGACUCGAGUUCAACAGCAGCAUGUGGAACAGACUGUGGAGGUGCCAAUUCCUAUGACACAAGAGGAAGUCGUCCAUGUGCCCAAGGUGAUUACGCACACUCGCAUGCAGCAGCAGCAGGUUGAACAGACCGUGGAGGUGCCAAUCCCAAUGACACAGGAGGAGGUCGUGCACGUUCCGAAAGUUGUGACCCAAACUCGACAGUUCCACCAGCAGGUUGAGCAGACUGUGGAGGUCCCAGUUCCCAUGCAGCAGGAAGAGGUUGUCCACGUGCCAAAGGUGAUCACUCAGCAGCGAGUCCAGCACCAGCAAGUGGAACAGACCGUGGAAGUUCCUGUUCCUAUGAUGCAGGAGCAGGUGGUGCACGUGCCCAAGGUGAUUCAGCAGGAACGCAUCUCCCACCAGCAUGUCGAGCAGGUGGUGGAGGUGCACGUGCCAAUGACCCAGGAGGAAGUUGUGCACGUGCCAAAAGUGAUGCAGCACGAACGCCAGCAUCACUUCCACGUCGAGGAAAUCGUCGAUGUGCCUGUGGAGCAGCAUGUUGAGCAAGUGGUCCACGUGCCUGUGGUAAACAAAGUGGAGCGAGUGGAGCACAAUCCUGUUGAGCUGACAGUUGAAGUGCCCCGCCCUGUUGUGAUCGAGAAGACCAUUGAGGUCCCCAAGAUUCAAAUUGAGGAGAGGACAAUCAAGGUACCUAAGGUCUUGAACACCACUGUCGACACAGUGGUCCAGAACCAAGUGGAAACCAUUGAGAUUGUCAAGCCAACUGUCGUUCACAAGGUGGUGCAGCGCAAGAAGCCUGUCAUCCAGGAGCAGGUUCAACAUGUGCCAAAGGUUAUGGUGCAGCAUGUUCCUGUCCAGAAGGUGGUCGAGAAGCAGGUACAUGUGCCCCAGAUUCAGUACAUUGACGAAGUCGUGGACGUGCCGGUUCAAAAGCACAGGCAAGUUCCAGUGCCAGUGAAGCAGCAGAAGCAUAUUGAGGUCCCUCAAGUGGAAUACGUGGACCAUCACAUCGAGAUCCCUGUGGCCAAGCACGUGCACGUGCCUCAUGUGCAGACAGUCCAGAAGACUGUGGAGGUUCCUCAGAUCCAGUAUGAGGACCAGAUUGUCCAAGUACCUGUGCAGAAGCACGUUCAGGUUCCAGUGGUUCAGAAGGUUCAGAAGACUGUCAAGGUGCCACAGAUCCAGUAUGAGGACCAGAUUGUCCAAGUGCCAGUGACCAAGCAGGUCCACGUACCCAUGGUGCAAAAGGUGCAGAAGACGGUUGAAGUCCCUCAGGUUCAGUACGAGGAUCAGGUGGUGCAGGUUCCUGUUACCAAACAGGUGCAUGUGCCAAUGAUCCAGAAGAUCCAAAAGCCAGUUGAAGUUCCUCAGAUUCAGUACGAGGACCAAAUUGUGCAGGUUCCAGUGGCAAAGCAAGUGCAUGUUCCCAUGGUGCAGACUGUGCAGAAGACCGUUGAAGUCCCACAAGUGCAGUAUGAAGACCAAGUCGUGCAUGUUCCUGUGGAGAAACCAGUGCACGUUCCUAUGAUCCAGACGGUGCAGAAGACGGUUGAGGUGCCACAAGUGCAGUACGAAGACCAGGUUGUGCACGUUCCUGUGGAGAAGCAGGUGCACGUGCCAAUGGUGCAGAAGGUGCAGAGGCCUGUCGAAGUGCCUCAAGUCCAGUACGAAGAUCAGGUUGUGCACGUGCCCGUCGAGAAACAGGUCCACGUGCCUAUGGUCCAGACUGUUCAGAGGCAGGUGGAAGUGCCGCAGAUCCAGUACGAGGACCAGGUUGUCCAGGUGCCUGUCCAGAAGCAGGUGCAGGUGCCGCACGUCCAAACCGUCCAGAAGACCGUGGAAAUCCCCCAGAUCGAGUAUGUGGACAAGGUCGUGCCAAUCCCAGUGGCGAAGCAAGUGCAGGUGCCCAUGGUGAACACUGUGCAAAGGACAGUUGAAGUGCCACAGAUUGAGUACAUUGACAAUCACGUCCACAUUCCCAUCCAAAAGCAUCGUCAUGUGCCAGUCCACAUUCCUGUGGAGAAGCCUGUUGAAGUGACCGUGAUCGAGACACUUCAGAAGAUUGUGGAUGUGCCUGUGGUGAAGCAGGUUGAAGUGCCACAGGUUCAGACCAUUGAGAAGAUCGUGGAGAUCCCUCUGGUGCAGACUGUUGAGAAAGUUGUGGAGGUGCCCAUGAUGGGCCAGACGACACAGGGCACCACCCGAGAGGUGGACAUCCCUUUGGCCCCAAGACGCGAGGAGCACCCUGCCCAGGUUGUGCAGCAGGUCAUUAUGGGCGAAGACCAUCCAGUGCAGGUUAUGGCAGCACAGGCGGCAUCUAUUGCACAGCCUGGCAUCAGUGUGAAUGCCUUAGAUUCUUACUCAGUGUUUCCUGACGGCCCUUAGAUCU
Messenger RNA from Cladocopium goreaui, 4168 nucleotides. The record is from the annotation of a GenBank genome assembly. Lineage: Eukaryota; Dinophyceae; Suessiales; Symbiodiniaceae.